This is a messenger RNA of Vicia faba (fava bean), 1206 nucleotides long. The record is from the annotation of a GenBank genome assembly. Lineage: Eukaryota; Viridiplantae; Streptophyta; Magnoliopsida; Fabales; Fabaceae.
AUGAGAACUUUCCUUAUUUUCAUUUUCAGUGUUAUCUUCCUUUUUACCACUUUAUUUGCACAAACAACUUCAGUUGAUCGAGCCCAAAAACUCUCAUUCAAUUUUAAGAUCUCAAACCUCUCUAAGGAAACAACUCUAAAUACACCAGAACUGUGCUUCAAAGCACACCUCUUCUGCUCCUCUUACGAGGAGGUUGGUCCUUUGGGAGGUUAUCAAAGGUUUAGGCAGUAUCGGAGUGAAGACAAAUCGAAGGAGGUUGGUCCUUUGGGAGGUUAUCAAAGGUUUAGGCAGUAUCGGGGUGAAGACAAAUUGAAGGAGGUUGGUCUUUUGGGAGGUUAUCAAAGGUUUAGACAGUAUCGGAGUGAAGAAAAAUCGAAGGAGGUUGGACCUUUGGGAGGUUAUCAAAGGUUUAGACAGUAUCGGAGUGAAGACAAAUCGAAGGAGGUUGGACCUUUGGGAGGUUAUCAAAGGUUUAGACAGUAUCGGAGUGAAGACAAAUCGAAGGAGGUUGGACCUUUGGGAGGUUAUCAAAGGUUUAGACAGUAUCGGAGUGAAGACAAAUUUGUUGAACCAGGAGUGUUUUUUAGGGAGAAAUCCCUGAAGAGAGGGACAGUAAUGUUAAUCCCUGACAUUACUGACAAACUCCCGCCGAGAGAGUUUCUGCCGAGUUCCAUUUUCAGUCCCGCCGCAUCUUCUAAGGUACAGCAAGUCUUUAAUGUUUUUAAGAAUAAUCCAAAAAUGAAAAAGAUGAUGAGGAUGGCUAUGAAUGAUUGUGAAAGCCCGGCUAGUGAAGGAGAGGUAAAAAAAUGUGUUGUGACGGUGGAAGAUAUGGUUGAAUUUGUAAAAUCCGUUUUGGGUGAAAAUAUUAGUGUCAAAACAACUGCCAAUGUUAACGGUUCUGGAAAAAAGAUUCUCUUGGAUCGGGUUGAAUUAAUUACCAGUGGAUCUGUUGUUUCAUGUCAUCAAUCUUUAUUUCCAUCCAUUAUGUAUCAGUGUCAUCAUGUUCCCACUGUCAGACUUUAUAAGUCUCAAAUGUUGGAUUUAGCAUCCAAAACCGUUAUCAACACUGGAAUAGCUAUAUGCCACGUUAACACAACGGCAUGGGCCCCAACUCACAGUGCUUUCCACUUACUUGGCCCUGGACCCGGGAAGAUUGAGGUCUGCCAUUGGAUCUACGAGAAUGACCUUGCAUGGAUUGUUGGUUGA